Molecule: messenger RNA, 2980 nt
Organism: Magallana angulata
Lineage: Eukaryota; Metazoa; Mollusca; Bivalvia; Ostreida; Ostreidae
Product: DNA ligase 1-like
Exons: 24
Coding region: 79-2892 (937 amino acids)
Biological process (GO): Okazaki fragment processing involved in mitotic DNA replication; DNA biosynthetic process; DNA recombination
Cellular component (GO): mitochondrion; nucleus
Molecular function (GO): DNA binding; ATP binding; DNA ligase (ATP) activity
Source: RefSeq, a predicted model, not a curated record
AGCGAAUAGAAUUAAGUACGGGUUAACGAAAUCUUCAUCUGGCGGGAAACGGCAAUUUUAACGAAACGGUAACCAACAAUGCAAAAGUCCAUAAAAUCAUUUUUCUCAUCUCCAAAGCCCAAGAAAGAUGAAACACCUACUAGCAAAAAUGCUAUUGAAGAUGAAGUUAAGGACGAGCGAUCUCCCCUGAAACAAAAUAAUGGAUCCCCGACAAAGGACUCGCCUGUAAAGGCGACAAGAAAGGGAAGGAGAUGUUGGGUUAUUGAGAGUGAUGACGAGGAGGAGGGAACUAAGGAAACAGAACAGGAGAACCAGUCAAACAGUACUGACCCGGUCAAGGUUAAUGGUGUUGAAGACAAGAAGACAAAGAGUGAUGAAGUUGAGAUGGUUGAAUCACCGGCAAAGUCUCCAUUUGGACUUCCAAUCAGAAAAACAGCCCGGAAAAGUAUGACAACCCCCAAUAAUAAGAAGAAGAGUCUGUCCUUUAGUCCUCAGAGUGAAUCGCCGGCCAAGAAAAUCAAGCUGGAGAAGGAGGAAGAGCCAGUCUCCAAUGAAAAGUCAAAUAAAAAUACAGAGGCUGAUGAGGUGAAAGUUGAGGUCAAGAGGGAAACUGUGGAGGAAGACAUGGAGAUGGAGGAGGCAAAGGAAACUAAAACAACACCAAAGUCAACUAAAAAAUCAGCGAAGAACCAGAAAAAGAAAAAGGAAGAGAAAUCUCCGAGUACAAAACAAAAUGAUGCUUCUGAAGAAAAGAAAAGUUCAAAGACCACAAAAGAUACUGCAGAAAAGAAACCACAGAAAACUUUUCACAGUUUUUUUGCACCAAAAACUGAACCAAAAGUGGAAGAUUCAUCAAGUGAAGAUAAAAAAUCCAGUGAUGAUAAGAGUGUAAAGAAGGCUUGUUUGUCAGAGAAGAGAGAGCAUGGAGGAUAUGAUCCAGCCAAAUCAAACUAUCAUCCCAUCGAAGAUGCAGUCUGGACACGAAAUGAAAAAGUUCCCUACCUGGCUCUAGCCAAGACUUUUGAAGCAAUUGAGAACAUUUCUGGAAGACUGAAAACAAUAGAGAUUCUCUGCAACUUCUUCCGGUCGGUAAUAGCUCUGAGCUCCAGUGAUCUGGUUCAGUGUGUGUACCUUUGUCUGAACAAGUUAGCCCCGGCGUACGAAGGUCUGGAGCUGGGAAUAGGGGAGACAGUUCUGAUGAAGGCCAUUGCCCAGGCAACAGGUCGAGGAAUUGACAAAAUUAAAGCUGAUGCUCAGGAGAAAGGGGACCUAGGACUAGUGGCUGAGACGAGUAGGAGUUCCCAGAGAACGAUGUUUGCUCCUCCAAAGUUGACUGUACCAGCAGUGUUUAAUAAGCUCAAAGAGAUAGCAGGCAUGUCAGGCAAUGCGGCCAUGACAAAGAAGAUAGAAAAGAUUAAGGGUAUGUUUGUGGCAUGCCGACAGUGUGAGGCACGGUACCUGAUCCGCUCGCUGGGCGGGAAGCUCCGGAUCGGCCUUGCGGAGCAGAGUGUGCUGACCGCCCUGGGAAAUGCUGUGUUCAGGACACCUCCAGGUCAAGAAUUUCCUCCGGAAGUAUUGGAUGCUGGUAAAGGUAUGGGAGCUGAUACCUUGAAAAAGAAAAUGGAGGAAUGUACUCUUGUAAUCAAGACAACCUACUGUGAGUGUCCAAAUUAUGAUGCCAUUAUCCCAGCUUUGAUAAAGUAUGGCAUUGAGGAACUACCAAACCAUUGUAAACUUACCCCGGGUGUUCCACUCAAACCCAUGUUAGCACAUCCUACCAAAGGAGUUAGUGAAGUUUUCAAACGUUUUGACGAGGCAGACUUCACAUGUGAAUAUAAAUAUGACGGAGAGAGAGCACAGAUUCACAUUCUGGAGAAUGGCGAGGUACACAUAUACAGCAGGAACUCGGAGAACAACACAAGCAAGUACCCAGACAUCAUCGCCAGGAUCCCCAAGGUACGAAACGACUCGGUCACAUCCUGUGUCAUCGACUCGGAGGCUGUUGCCUGGGAUGCAGAGAAGAAACAGAUCCAGCCAUUCCAAGUUCUUAGCCACAGGAAGAGGAAGGAUGCUGAUGCCUCAGAAAUUAAGAUCCAAGUGUGUGUGUAUGCCUUUGACCUGCUGUUUCUCAAUGGAAAGUCCCUGGUGAAGGAGCCUUUCAGGAAGAGGAGAGAACUCCUGCACUCUUCAUUCAAAGAAGUGGAGGGAGAGUUUGUAUUUGCCAAGUCCAUGAUUUCAUCAAACACUGACGAGAUCGCAGAGUUUCUUGACGAAUCUGUUAAAGGAAACUGUGAAGGUCUCAUGGUGAAAACUCUGGAUGUGGAUGCCACCUAUGAAAUUGCCAAAAGAUCUCACAACUGGCUCAAGCUGAAGAAGGACUACUUGGACGGGGUUGGGGACACCCUAGACCUGGUGGUGAUGGGGGGAUUCCUGGGGACAGGAAAGAGGACCGGCAAAUACGGGGGAUUCCUACUGGGCUGCUACGACGAAGAAAAUGAAGAGUUUCAAUCCAUAUGCAAGAUUGGAACAGGAUUUACUGAUGCUGAUUUAGAAAAACAUGCCACAUUUUUCAAGGACCAUGUCACAGAAAAGCCUAAACCAUAUUAUCGCUACGAUUCCUCUGUAGAACCAGACCACUGGUUUGAUGCAGUGCAGGUUUGGGAGGUCAAGUGUGCUGACCUCUCUAUAUCUCCCACACAUCUCGCCGCUGCAGGAAUCGUUGAUCCAGAGAAAGGUAUAUCCUUGAGGUUUCCUCGGUUCCUGAGAAUUAGAGAUGACAAGAAAGCGGAGGAUGCCACUUCAGCCUCCCAGGUGGCAGAACUCUACAAAAGCCAACAACAAAUUCAAAAUCAACAAAAAUCUGAAAAGGAGGAGGUUGAAGACUUUUAUUGAAGAUACAUUUACAUUUAAUUUAUAGUAUGAAUUGUAAAUUAUUAUACAAAUACAUUUUUACAUCAGGAAAAAGAGUUAUUCCUCUUGG